AAUAACUCGUUAGCUGUUUGAGGAAAAAAAUAUGGAUAAAGAUAAUUAGACGGGGGCGCCUGCCCAAUAUCGAAAAACGUUCGGGUAAAAACUAAAACCAAAACCAAAAUCAGAAAAUUAAACAAGACGAAGAAGAAAACAUCCAGAGAGCGAAAGAAGUGAAAAUUUUUGAUUUUAGCAAAUGGCUGAGGAAAACAAAUUGAAGAUUCCACCACAGUACGAUUUGAAUGCCAAGUGGGAUGCUUGUCUCGAUUUGGGUGUCCGCCGAUUCGUCUAUUCUUCAUUGGCCGGUGCCUUCACCGGCCUCCUCCUCUUCCGAAGUCCAGUUACACGCUGGGCAUCAGUAGCUUUUGGUGCUGGAGUGGGUAUUGGUUCUGCAUAUAAAGAGUGCUCUCUGAAGUUUGAUGGAUCUUCACCAAAAUUGACUCCAAAGGUUUCUGAUGCCCCAGUUUCUAAGGAUGAGCAGGAUUGAAGUCGACAUUUGCAUUGUCGCUCUGAAUUACAUUUUCCAUAUCUAGAAGCCCUCGUUCGCAUUUUCAUCAACAACUUUUCCCCUCCAAAUGUAUUCCCAAGAUUGUUUUGGAUGUUUAAUUGUUGACUGCUAUGUAGGUCUGAGAUGAAUUGUUCUGCUACUGGCUCUACAUGAAAUUUAAACAGAAAGUAAAAGGUAAUAAUUGCUUUUUAUUGCAGAUUGAAUUACAUGUUUGCUUCACUAAAUAGCUGAUGUAUUUGUAA
Molecule: messenger RNA, 735 nt
Organism: Olea europaea var. sylvestris
Lineage: Eukaryota; Viridiplantae; Streptophyta; Magnoliopsida; Lamiales; Oleaceae
Exons: 3
Coding region: 182-472 (96 amino acids)
Cellular component (GO): MICOS complex; mitochondrion; mitochondrial inner membrane
Source: RefSeq, a predicted model, not a curated record